Chironomus riparius is the source of this 1370-nucleotide messenger RNA. Lineage: Eukaryota; Metazoa; Arthropoda; Insecta; Diptera; Chironomidae. The record is from the annotation of a GenBank genome assembly.
AUCACAAUUCAUUUCAUAUCGAACGUUGUCGCGUCGCAGCUAUUAGAUUAACAAAAAAAAAGUUUUUACCUUAAAAAAAAUUAAACGAAAGUGAAUUUAAGGAACUAAAGUGAUAAACAAGAACUGUAAAAAAAUACACAAAAAAAAUUCACAAUGAAGGUGUUCAUAGUAUCCGCAAUGAUCUUAGCCUGUGCAUUUGCAGCACCAGGAGUUAUUGAUAAUAGAGUUGAAAGUGACAGUUCUAAUAAAAUGAUGCAAUAUUUCGGAAGUUGUCUCGAAAAUGAUGACAUUACAACCUGCUUAACUGUUAAAGGAAUUGCUGCAUUAAACCGUGCUGCUCGUGCUUCAAACAUUCAAAUCACCAAAGGAGUUGUAUUGGCUAGAGACCCAACAUACGCUCGCAGUGGAAAGGCACUUUCUGAAAAUGAAAUUGUUACAUCUCUUCCAUCAGAAAAUGAAGAACGCUCAUCACGCUUAUUCGAAAUGGCAACAGAAUCAGUCAAUGAAUUCUUAAAAUCACACAGCUUGCAAUUCAAACUCCCAGAGGAAACCACCCAGGAAGUCUCACGUGCCCUUGAAGAAGGCCGUGGUAAGUUGAAGAAGAAGUUGAAGGGACCACUCCUCAUGUUCUUGGGAAGCAAAAUCUUCGCUCUUGUUCCACUCUUCCUCAUCGGACUCGGAUUCUUGGCAUUCAAGGCAUUGAUUGUUUCAAAGAUCGCUUUAGUUCUUGCACUCGUUCUUUCCGUGGGCAAAAUGAUGGGAGGUGGUGGUGGACUUGGAGGUCUCGGUGGAUUAGGAGUCUUAGGAAAAGUUGCUGGACUUUCUUCAGGUUUAGGAGGUUUAGGAGGUGGUUCAUCAUCAGCUGGUGGAUAUGCUAAUUCAGGAGCCACAGCUGGAGGAUACUCAAACACAGGAGCCACAGGAGCUGGCUGGUCAGGAUCAGGAAACAGUGCCUAUCCAUAUGCCAGAAGCUACGAUGAAGCACAAGAUUUAGCUUAUAGCGCACACACACAAACUGAAUAAGCAUAGAGAAUAACCUAAAUGUGUACUAUAGAAGCAUCUCCUCACAAAACUUUCCCAAAUCUCUAAACACAAAGAUUUUUUUCUAGUUCUUAAUUUUUAUUUCUUCAGGUUCUUAUAGAGUUUAUCUUUAAUCUUUGCAAUUCCUUACCAAAUUCUUAUGUUAAUAACUAAAUGAUGCCAAAUCUACUAUUUUUUCCUCAUAAUCUUAAAAUACUUCCACAACAUAAUGCAAUACGAUAAAAAAGAAAGAAACUCGAAAACCAUAAGUCGACAUAGAAUGAAAUAAGAUUUUCUACUCUUACUCCUCACAUUACACAUGUUUUUUCGCUCUUAGCUCAUAAAACCUU